GUGAAUUUUAAGAGUUUUGGGUUUUAACAGAUUUCUUGUUACAUUGCAUUGGAUCGUUCUUUUUCAACGCAUGCUUUGAGCACGGUUUCUAAAAGGGCAUCGUCGCCAUUCUACCCCUUUGGUUCAACAUACUUGGAAUAGUUUCAAACCUCUAGUCCUUUGUGCCAGCUUUUUUUGGAAAAACAAACGGCCGAUCAUGGAGCGAAUGACGCCGACGGACAAGAAACCUGACGCGGGUGCAGGGAAUUCCUCCCAAGCAGCCUUUAUCAACAAACUUUACUCAAUGUUGGAAGAUUCUUCCGUUCAGCAUCUUAUUUGCUGGGACCCGACUGGCACGUAUUUUAUCGUAAAUAACAUUACCGAUUUUUCAAAAACGGUUUUACCCCAAUACUUUAAGCACAACAAUUUUGCAAGUUUUGUUCGACAACUUAACAUGUACGGUUUUCACAAGAUUAACGACAUGUACCACGGUAAUUCAUCGGAAACAUGGGAAUUCAAGCACCCCGAUUUUCGUCGAGGCCAAGUAGAACUCUUACAAAACAUCAAACGCAAAAGCUCCAAAAUGACCCAACAACAACGCGCCCAAGCCGCCGCGAACCUAACUAUAUCCAAAGACGAGCGUAUCGAGCAAUUAACAAACAAAGUACUGGAACUGGAAGAAAAAUUAGCCAAAGUCCACGAAUCGUAUAACCUUCUCUGGUCCGAAACCGUCGCUUGCCGGCUAUUACAGAGUAAACACCAUCAAGUCAUUACCAAUAUUACAUCAUUUUUGGCAUCGAUAUAUAGAGAAGAUGGGGAUAAUACCUCUCGAAAACGGAAAUUCGAUGUGGAUAUAUUACAGGCCGAGGUAGCAAAGAUUUCACCACAAGAUACAAAACCCAAUCCACUGCCUUCCAUCGAUCGACACAUUCAUAACAGGUCGUCACCGCCUCUUGUAGAGGAUCAUGGGUUGCAAUCGGAGACAGAGUCUGCGUAUGAAGAGUAUGAUGAGUAUUCGGGGGAUAUAGUCCAAGUAUCGCCGCCUGCUACGAAACGGUUGCGGACAAUGGUUUGAAAAGUGUUUUUUUUUUUUUUUUUGUAUAGAUACCCUUUAUUGGCUUUUCCAAGUGGGGGUUUUUUUGGGGGGUUUUCAUUGGUUUCUUUCUUCAUGUGAUAUACAUUUUCUUUAUUACAACAAAUAGUAUAAUACAAAAAAAAGACAUUGA
Messenger RNA from Spizellomyces punctatus DAOM BR117, 1205 nucleotides. RefSeq lists its product as uncharacterized. Gene Ontology annotation, biological process: regulation of DNA-templated transcription. The coding region runs from base 197 to 1054 and encodes 285 amino acids. The record is from RefSeq and is a predicted model, not a curated record. NCBI's taxonomy places the organism in Eukaryota, Fungi, Chytridiomycota, Chytridiomycetes, Spizellomycetales, Spizellomycetaceae. The transcript is spliced from 7 exons. Gene Ontology annotation, molecular function: DNA-binding transcription factor activity; sequence-specific DNA binding.